This is a messenger RNA of Paraglomus occultum, 609 nucleotides long. Lineage: Eukaryota; Fungi; Glomeromycota; Glomeromycetes; Paraglomerales; Paraglomeraceae. The record is from the annotation of a GenBank genome assembly.
AUGAAUGACGGAAUUAGUAUUCUUCUUGCAUUUUUCGUUAUAGUAGUGGUGUUUCGGUGGCUGUUGGCCUCGACAUCUGACACCCAAACCUUACGGAGACCGCAUAACACAACCCUGGAUCAGCUAAGGAUGCGACCUCGGCCCGUUACGGCAGAAAUGGUGGAGACGGUAUGUGCUAUGUUUCCCAACAUCCCACCAGCUGCGGUACAGUAUGAUCUUCAAAAGACAGGUUCAGUCGAAGUAACUUGUGACAAUAUUCUACAGAAUGGCACUCUGCCCAUGCCACCCGCAGUCGUUCCUCAGCAGCCAUUUCAACUUGAAGAGGCGGUGGCCAAGAAUGUUACUCCCGAAGAGCCACCCAAGACUUGGGAGCAAACGGCUGAGAAGCGAGCAGAGAUUCUACGAAAAAGAAAAGAAGCAAUGAUUCUGAAGGCAAGAAUGCGUUAUAUUGAACAGGAAAAGAAUGAUCAGGAUACGAAAGUACAGACUGUCUCGCCUACAUCGAGCAAUCUGCCGACAGAGCUGAUUGCUAAGAAUCUUGAUUUGUCGUCAGAAACGCGGCGGCAACAAUCGUCGCUCAAAAUGGGAAACGUGAAUAGAAGGAAUUAG